Molecule: messenger RNA, 1443 nt
Organism: Myotis lucifugus (little brown bat)
Lineage: Eukaryota; Metazoa; Chordata; Mammalia; Chiroptera; Vespertilionidae
Product: PRAME family member 12-like
Exons: 1
Coding region: 1-1443 (480 amino acids)
Biological process (GO): positive regulation of cell population proliferation; negative regulation of DNA-templated transcription; negative regulation of cell differentiation
Cellular component (GO): cytoplasm
Source: RefSeq, a predicted model, not a curated record
AUGAGCAGGCAGACCCCACCCACACUCCUGCAGCUGGCAGGGGAGAGCCUGCUGAGGGACCAGGCCUCAGCCAUCACAGCUCCGGACUACCUGCCGGCUGAGCUCCUCCCCCCGCUGUUCAUUCAGGCUUACCGUAGGAGAAUCCGGGAGCCCCUGAAGGCGAUGGUGCACGCCUGGCCCUUCACUAUGCUCCCUCUGGGGAACCUGAUGAAGCUGCCUGAGGUCAUAGUCUUAAAAGCCGUGUUGGAUGGGCUUGACGUUCUGCUUGCCCAGGAGGUUAGGCCCAGGAGGUGGAAACUGCGGGUGCUGGAUUUCAGGGACACGGGUGCCAACUUCUGGAGAAUGUGGAGUGGAGACAGCACCCCGAAGUGCUCACCUAGGGGACCAAUGACUGUGCACAGCUCCAGCCCCAACAUGGAGCAUCCCUUGGCUCCCUUGGAGGUGUUCCUAGACCUUAACUUCAAUGCAAGGGAUGCGGAUGAGUUUCUCAUGCACAUCAUCCAAUGGGCCAAGGAGAGGGAAGGGUUGCUACACCUGUGCUGCAAGGCGGUGAGGAUUUCUGAGACGCCCCUCCAGAGGGUCAGGAGGGUCCUGGAUAGGGUGCAGCUGGACUGCAUCCAGGAAGUGGAAGUGAACUGCACCUGGGACCUGCCCACCCUGGGGACGUUUGCUCUCCACCUGGGUCAGAUGAGUAACCUGCAGAGACUCUCUCUCCCCCACAUCGAUGUGUUGGCUGAGGAGGAGGACUGGGAGGAGGAAGAGGAUUGGGACAGGAAACAGCAGGAGGAGCAGCGAUCCUUUUCCCAAUUCCUCUCUCAGAUGCUCAGGCUGCGGCACCUCCGGGACCUCAACAUGGAUUUUCCCUCCUUCCUCCAAGGCCGUCUGGACCAGAUGCUCAGGUGCCUGCAGGCCCCCUUGAACAAACUCUCCAUGGAAAAUUGCCAGAGGCUGACGCAUUCAGACCUAACACACCUGUUCCAGUGCCCGAACCUCAGGCAGCUGAAGUCCCUGCAUCUGUUUCGCCUCAGCCUCGUGGAUUUUAGUCUUGAGCCCCUCCAAGCUCUGCUGGAGGCAGUGGCACCCACCCUCCAGGACCUGUGCCUGGAUCACUGUGGGAUGGUGGACUCCCAAGUCGAGGCCAUCCUGCCUGUCCUGAGCCGCUGUCACCAGCUCAGGGAGUUCACCAUCUCGAAGAACAACUUUUCCGUGGCCACCGUGGAGAAGCUGCUGCGCCACACAGCCGGGCUGCGCAGUUUAGAGUUCGAGCUGUACCCUGUCCCUCUGGAGUGUUACAGGAGCCAGGGAACCGUCAACCAGGAGAGACUUGCCAGGAUCCGGGCUGAGCUCAUGGGGAUACUGAGGGAGUUAGGACAGCCCAGGACCAUCUGUCUUGCCACCAAGCACUUUGGCGAUAGUGAGUUUUAUGUUGUGGCAUUUUCAUGA